Amphibalanus amphitrite is the source of this 9245-nucleotide messenger RNA. RefSeq names its product ankyrin repeat domain-containing protein 17-like (gene mask). The coding region runs from base 157 to 8772 and encodes 2871 amino acids. Gene Ontology annotation, cellular component: cytoplasm. Gene Ontology annotation, molecular function: protein binding; RNA binding. Lineage: Eukaryota; Metazoa; Arthropoda; Thecostraca; Balanomorpha; Balanidae. Gene Ontology annotation, biological process: innate immune response. The transcript has 48 exons. The record is from RefSeq and is a predicted model, not a curated record.
AACUUCGUGAUCGGACCGUCAACCCGAAGCAAAUAUGGCGCUUGAUGUUCUGCGAGGCCGCUUGUGAGGUGCGCGCCAUUGUGUGAAGUGAUUUGUGUGUAAGAGUGAGACUCAAAAACGAGUCAGAUGCGUGCUUAAACAUCUCUGUAUCUAAAGAUGCAGAAUGUAGACAAAUUGAAGAAUCCGAUAAAUCGUAAAAGCGGCGAGGAAAAGGUGAAGAAGUGCGGCAAGAAAGCUGCUCCCGUCAGUGCAUCUUCGGGUCAAUCCCUAUCUGAUUCAGAGUUAGAUAGGAGAGGCGCCGAAGGAAUCGACGAGAGAAUCCCCGGGUUUAUGCACUGCAUGCUCGGAGGAUCUGGAAGUGACAGCUCCGACGUUUCUCCCGUGAACUCGUUCCAACUGGACGGCUCUUCCGCCGACUCCGGUCGUCUUCUGUCUCCGCAGUUCCUGCUGGAAGCAGAAGCCGGGACACCAGCGGACCUAGCCAGUGUGACACCAGAGACCCGCGCGCGCCUCGAGGCACUGCUUGAGGCUGCCGGUAUCGGUAAGAGCCCCGACAGCAGUCGCGUGCUCGCUGACCCGGAAGUGCUCCGCAAGCUCACGAGCUCAGUGAGCUCGGCGCUGGACGAGGCCGCCGCAGCUCUCACGCGCAUGCGCAGCGAUAGCACCGGCGACUCCCACAACCAACCGUCUCUUGUCGACGCGUGUCAGCACGGUAACGUCCCUGCCGUCCGUCGACUGCUGGACGAGGGCUCCUCCGUCAACGAAACCACCGACAAGGGAGAGUCGCUCCUCUCGCUCGCCUGCCACUCGGGCUACUACGAACUCGCUCAGGUACUGCUCGCCAUGCGCGCCAACGUGGAGGACCGCGGUAUGAAGGGCGACUGUACGCCGCUGAUGGAGGCGGCCACGGCCGGCCACGUGGAUGUCGUGCGGCUGCUCAUCAAACACAAGGCCGACGUCAACGCCCAGAGCAGCUCAGGCAACACCCCCCUGAUGUACGCCUGCUCGGGCGGCCACGUGGAGGUGGUUCGCGCGCUUCUCGAGGCGGGCGCCAACAUCGAGGACGCCAAUGAGAACGGCCACACGCCCCUCAUGGAGGCCGCCUCGGCCGGACACGUGGACGUGGCGCAGAUCCUGCUGGAGCACGGCGCCGGCAUCAACACCCACUCCAACGAGUUCAAGGAGUCGGCGCUGACGCUGGCCUGCUACAAGGGCCACCUGGCCAUGGUGCGGUUCCUGCUGGGAGCCGGCGCCGACCAGGAACAUAAGACCGAGGAGAUGCACACGGCUCUGAUGGAAGCCAGCAUGGAUGGUCAUGUGGAGGUGGCCAGGCUGCUGCUCGACUCCGGCGCGCAGGUCAACAUGCCGGCGGACAGUUUCGAGUCACCUCUGACGCUGGCUGCCUGCGGCGGCCACGUGGAGCUGGCGUUGCUGCUGCUCGACAGGGGAGCCAACAUCGAGGAGGUUAACGACGAGGGAUACACGCCCCUCAUGGAGGCCGCCAGGGAGGGGCAUGAGGAGAUGGUGGCGCUGCUACUGUCCCAGGAGGCCAACAUUAACGCCGUGACCGAGGAGACCCAGGAGACGGCGCUGACGCUGGCCUGCUGUGGCGGCUUCGUCGAGGUGGCAGACUUCCUCAUCCAGGCGGGCGCGGACAUCGAGCUCGGAGCCUCAACUCCUCUGAUGGAGGCCUCCCAGGAGGGGCACCUCGAGCUGGUCAGGUACCUCCUCGAUCGCGGAGCCAACGUGAACGCGGUCACCCAGACGGGCGGCGACACGGCCCUGACCUACGCCUGUGAGAACGGUCAUACUAACGUGGCAGAGGUGCUGCUAGACCGUGGCGCCGCUCUGGAGCACGCGGCCGAGGGCGGCCGCACCGCCCUGAUGAAGGCAGCGCGCGCCGGCCACCUCUGUACCGUCAACUUCCUCCUGAGUCGAUUCGCUGACGUCAACCGAGCGACGGCCAAUAAUGACCACACGGCGCUGAGUUUGGCCUGCCACGGGGGGCACCUUCAUGUGGUAAAGGUCCUGCUGCAGCAUGGAGCCAACCCGCACCACAUACUCAAGGACAACUCUACCAUGCUGAUGGAGGCCGCCAAGAACGGCCAUACGCCCGUGGUGGAGCUACUCAUGGACUACCCCGACAUCCAGCCGCUCACCGAGGCGCAGAUGCCGGGCGCCUUCGAGACGACCGAGGGCGGUGACGCGGCGGCGGCGGCGGCUGCGCGCGUGGCCGCCUCUCAGGCGCAGACCGAUCUGUCCCUCCAGGUCAACUCGACCGCGCACUACCACACCGCGGAUGGCGCCGCGGCGGCCGGCUCGGCCUCGUUCGAGCUGCUGCCCGCCCAGCCCAGUGGAGGUGGAGGAGGUGGCAGCGGGGAGACGGCGGCCGGGAAACAGACCUGCCAGAGGCGUCGCUCGCGGUCCGUCGGACAGGGAGAGGCCGACAACAUCUACACGAUGAAGACACCGCCGUACACGCCGUCCUCCCCGGUGACCCAGCCGUGCUGCGUCACCUCCCCAACGGACCUCCUUGACCCCGGUCUGCUGGCUCUGGAUGUGGGUGACGAGGCGGCCCUGAGCCGGGCGACCUCCGAUCGACUGGAGCAGUACAUCAGCGAGAUGUUAAGGAGGCCCGAUGUAGGAGAUCAGGAGGGCGAGGAGAUUGAGAAGCUGACCCAGCUAACCCGCACGCUGGCGUCUCGCAUGCCGGAGGAACUGAGACGCGGCCUGCCAGGCCUGGCUGAAGCAGCGGCGGCGGCCGCUGCGGCGCCCCAGCAGCCGCCACCGGCGGCCGCAGAGGGCACUGGACAACAGCCCAGCCGCGAAUCAGUGAUCGUGACCAACCCGAGCUCUGCGGCUGCGGCGGGGCAGCCCCCGGCCGACCAGAGACCCAAGGCUAAGGCGGUCAGCAAGAAGGAACAGAAGAAGGUACCCAGACAGACGACCACCGCAGCGCCGGCCACCACCACCACCAAGACUCCGGCGCCUGCCGCAGCCACACCAGCUACAUCUACCACCACCUCUACAGCAGCUGCAGCAGCCGGUCCCACCACCGCCGAGCGCCAGCUGACGUCAGCUGCCCAGCUGGCAGCUAACCAGCAGCAGCUGGCAGCGCUGCAGCAGAAUGUGGCGGCACUGCAGCAGCUGGAGCAGACCGUGAUGGCACAGAGACAGAUGGAGAAGUCGGGCGGCGGCUCGGCAGCAGGUCAGCAGAUCCACCAGCGACAGCAGGUACAGCUGCUUCAGCAGCGCAAACAGCUGCAGCAGCAGAUAAAGCAGUUUCAGCAGCAGGUGGAGCACCAGCUGCUGCACACGCCCCACCUGCCGCCGCCGCCGAGCAGGGACGAGCCGCCGCCGCCGCCGCCGCCGCUGCCGCCCGCCGCAGCCGCCGGAGCGGCCGCCGGAGAGGGCGAUGAGACCACCGCCGGCGGCAAGCGUUCGCGCCACGGCGGCGAGCGUUACCCGUCCGAGCCGACCACCACCACCCCCACCACCCGUCCGCCGGCCGCGCCGUCGUCCGGCCCCGCCCAGGGCGUGAAGCGACGCGAGGGCAGCGCCUCACCGAGUCGCGGCCGACCGCCGGCCGCGUGGGAAGGCGACGGCGCGACGUCUGCGAGCCAGGCGGCGGCGGCGGCGGCCAGCCAGGCGGCCUGUACUGCCGCGGGACUGCAGUUUACCGGACUGAACACGCAGGAUACGUGCUCGGCCGACUACCGCUCGCGCGUCCCGACGGACGAGCUGUUAGUGACUCCCGAUGGCGUACCGUUCUCAGGACUUCAAGUGGCGCCGCCGAGCGGCAUACAGAGGCAGUACCAGCAGCUGCAGGCCGCCGCCGCCUUCCAGACGCACAUCGGACUGCAGCCGCAGCAGCUGCAGCUGCUGCAGAGCCAGCUGGCCAUGCAGGGUCAGUAUGUGGCCGGUUUGCCGCUGGAGCUCUCCGCCGGCCAGCUGGCCGCCGGAGCUCUGGAGCUCACCCAGUCCCAACUGGCGGCCAACGCGGCCGGACUCCCACUGGAGCUCACGGCCGCCCAGCUGGCAGCUGGAGCCCUGCCGCUGGAGCUGCCCCCUGGGGCGGGAAUACCGCUGGAGAUGGCUGGACAGGAGGGGAGCGAGAAGAAGGGAAAGAAGAAGGGCAACAACCGCGCGCCUCAACAGCAGGGGGUGGCCGUGCAGGCGGCCGUGGCGGCGCAGGUGGCUGCGCCGGCUCGUGCCCUGACAGACAUGUACCGGCCGUCCGGCGGCGCCGGGGAACCUCCCGAGCUUACCGGGGACCAGGCGGCGGCCGACUGGUCCCGAGGUUACCUCCAGGGAACCCUCCACGGGAUGAACCUGGGCCUCUGUCAGCCUCAGCCGCUCAGCCCGGCGGCCGGGUAUGCUGGCGCGCCGCCGCCGCCGCCGCCCGCGCCGGCCUACCCCGGAGCGGUGGUGUCGUCAGCGGCGCCCGUGUCGGCGGCCGGAGCGGCCGUCUAUCCGCCCCAGGUUCCGUCCGACCAGCUGAAUACGGAGACGGAGAGUAACCACGACACGGCCCUGACUCUGGCCUGUGCUGGAGGACACGAGGAACUCGUACAGCUACUCAUCAAACGAGGAGCCCAGAUCGAGCACCGGGACAAGAAGGGCUUCACGCCUCUGAUUCUGGCGGCCACGGCCGGCCACGCGGGAGUGGUGGAAAUCCUGCUGGCCAGUAAGGCCGACAUUGAGGCCCAGUCCGAGAGGACCAAGGACACGCCACUGUCACUGGCCUGCUCCGGCGGCAGAUAUGAGGUCGUGGAGAUCCUGCUCAAGCAGGGAGCCAACAAGGAGCACCGUAACGUCUCGGACUACACGCCCCUAUCGCUGGCUGCCUCCGGUGGCUACGUCAACAUCAUCAAACUGCUGUUACACCACGGAGCAGAGAUCAACAGCAGGACGGGCAGCAAGCUCGGCAUAUCGCCACUCAUGCUGGCGGCUAUGAAUGGGCAUACGGCCGCUGUCAGACUGCUGCUGGAGAUGGGUAGCGACAUCAACGCCCAGAUCGAGACGAACCGUAACACGGCCCUGACGCUGGCCUGCUUCCAAGGCCGCCACGAGGUGGUGCAGCUACUGGUCGACCGCAGGGCCUACGUCGAGCACCGCGCCAAGACGGGCCUGACUCCGCUCAUGGAGGCGGCCUCUGGCGGCUACGUCGAGGUCGGCCGCGUCCUGCUCGACAAAUACGCUGACGUGAACGCCGCACCCGUACCUAGCAGCAGGGAUACGGCGCUGACCAUAGCGGCGGAUAAGGGACACUACAAGUUUGUGGAACUGCUUGUGCAGAGGGGCGCCCAGGCCGAGGUCCGGAACAAGAAGGGCAACACGCCUCUCUGGCUGGCCGCUAACGGAGGUCACCUGGAUGUGGUUCAGCUACUCUACACGGCUGGAGCCAACAUCGACGCGCAGGAUAACCGAAAGGUGUCCUGUCUGAUGGCGGCCUACCGUCGCGGCCACGUCAAAGUAGUGAAGUGGAUGGUCAAACAUGUCACCCAGUUCCCCUCUGAUACGGAGCUCAUGAGGUACCUCCAGAUGGUGAACGAUAAGGAGCUGGUGAAGAAGUGCCAGGCCUGCGUCGAGAUCAUCCGCGUGGCCAAGGAGCGUCAGGCGGCCGAGGCCAACCGAAACGCCACCUCGCUGCUGGAGGAACUCGCACAGGAGGACGCUAUUCAGAAACAGCGGCAGUGCCAGGCGGCCAAGAAGAGGAACAACAAGAAGAAGAAGAGACAGACCAGGCAGCAGAGGGACGAAGAGGAGAGCGGUGAUGAAGACGAGGUGGCCGGGCUGCCGGGCGCCGCUAACGGCUCGGCCUCGGGCGCCGCCGAGACGGAGGAGCGUGAAGCCACGCCUCCCCCGCCGGCCGCCGCCGCCGGCCCGGCUGCCAGGGUUGGCAGAGCGAGUCCGGAGAGGGACAGUGGGUUCGAUGCCACCAGCCAGUCGUCAACUUCGUCAGCGGGCGACGGUCUGGCGCGAACGGCCGAAUGUCCGGCCGCCGCCGCCGCCGCCCCCGCCCCCGCUGCCGCCAACGGGCCCACCACCGGAAAGCGCGCCAAGCGGGAAGAGAAACGUCGACAGAAGCAGCUUCUUGAGGCUCAGCGCGAAAAUGGGGAGACCAAUAGACGGCAGCAGCAAGAGGUCACCAUGAACGACACAGACCGGACACCCCCGACUGUAGCCAUUUCACCUCAGCCGGCGCCGGCCGCCGAGCCGGCCUCGGUGGCCCCCUCGGCCUCGGCCAAGAGCCGCAGGAAGGACAAGCAGAAGCGUCUUCAGGAGGAGAGGGAGAGGAUGACGGCGGCCGGAUCGGUCAGCUCGGCGGCGGCGGCGGCAGCGGCGCCGGCCGCCGCCCGCGCGGCCAAAAAGGAUAGGACUGAGACCUCGGACACGGCGGUGGAGGAGCGUCGUCUGAUCCCGGGCCUGCCCGCUCGCGGUGUGGUGCUCCCCGUCGGUCUCCGCUCGCCCGGCUACCCGGCCACAGUGGCGGCCGCCGCCAGUCCCAAGAAGAAGGGCAGGGAGGAGGGCUGGCGAGAGGUCACCACCAGGAGCGCCUCCUCAUCAUCUCGUACCAAGCGUGUCACGGUCCCGACGUGCGCCAUCUCGCGUGUCAUUGGCCGAGGAGGGUCCAACGUGAACGCCAUCAGGGACCUGAGCGGCGCUCAUGUGGAGAUCGAGAAGAAGAGCAAGGGACAGGCGGACCGCGUGAUCACCAUCAAGGGCUCUGCCGAGGCGGUCAAGACGGCCCACGCUAUGAUAACGGAGCUGGCCGACAGUCCGGACGCCGACGUAGCGCAGCUACUGGGACGUCACCGACCCCACCAGGCCGGGCAGAGUGGCGGAGCGGCCGGGCAGAGCGGAGGAGCCGGAGCGGGAGACGCCAAGACGGGCAGGCAGCAGACGGCGGCGGCCAAGGCGGCUGCCGCCCAGGCGCUGACGGACACGACGUUCGUUCACACGGGUGUCACCAUGUCUCCUCGCCGUGCUACUGACUCGGCCCCGGCCAAACCGGCCGUCCAGCGCCAGCUGAACCUGGGAGGGGAGCGACCGGGAGCCGGGGGCCACCGGACGGCCGCCGCGGCCGCUGCCGGGGCGCAGACGGAUGCUGCUAAUGACAAGCGCGGUGCCGCCGCCAAGACGGCCUCGGCCGCCGCCGCCGGCGCGCGCGGCCCGGCCGGCGCCACGGCGCCGCGCGCUGCCACACCACUCAUGCAGCGUAAGGUGGAGCCGCCCAGCAGCGCCGCGGCGGCCGCGGCCGGCCGUCGCGCGCCCGCGCCCGCCGCCGCCGCCGCGGAGGCUGCCGUCUCGGCGGCUGCGGCGGCGGCGGUGUCGGCGGCGGCGGCGGCGUCCGCGGCGUCUCAGCCGCCGGCGGCCCCGGCGCAGCCGACACAGACCUACUCGCCGUUCAACUAUAGUCCCAUUCUGAAGAAUGUCGCCCAGAGCAAGGAGAAAAACUUUGCGGCCGUGGUCGCCAGCGGUAUCACCUCUCUCGCGCCCACCACCACCUCCGCCACCGCCACCUUCGUCGAUUCCUCGCCGGCCGUCGGAGUUGUCGACGCCGCCAAGGCUCCCGGCUACCGCGGGGCAGCGGUGAUGACUAGCUCCGCGCCUGUCAGCUCGGCCAGUAGCCAGGCGGGCGCGGUGGCCGCUGCGGCGGCGGUGUCGGUGUCCGCCCCGCCUCCGGCUGCCGCUAGUCCGGUCAGCCCGGCGACGGGAGGGUCGCCUCAGCAGCAGCUCUCGCCGCCUGGCCGCAGCGCCCCUGGCACUCCAAUCGUCUCCAUGUCAGCCGGACCACCGCUGGCGCCCAGUCCUCCUCUGGCCGCUCCCAGUCGGCCGACCGUCUCCCCCGACUGGUCGCUGGCCCCGGGAGGGCCGCUGAACCGCCCCACGGCGCCGCCGCCGCCGCCGCAGCCGCCGCAGCCGCAGCCCGGAGUGGGCGUGCCGCCCGGCGCGCCGUAUAGUAUACCUGAUCUGGGCAUGCUGAGGGGACGGCUGCCGCCGGCGCCGAUUGGACAGAGACUGCCCGAUCCGGGCAUGUUUGGAGCGCCAGGUCUGCCGAUGGGUCUGCCGCCGGCCCGCCGGGACCACGGGAUGCCUCCUCCGCUACCGAACAUCAUCGACCUGCUACACUCGCCGCCGCCGCCCAUAUCGCUGCACCACCCGCCGCCCAAUAUGAUCAAGCACCCGCAGCUGCCGCGUCCGAUUGGCAUGGAGCGGAGCAUCCGUGAGCGACAGUUCCAACAGCAGCAACAGCAACACCAGCAGCAGCAGCAACAGCAGCACUAUGGGAACAAACUGCAGGGCCGUCCGUGGGAGUACCAGCCGUCCCAGGAGGUAGAUAACGGGACCAGUAACUGGAUGACGGCGCCGCCGCCGCCGCCACCGGCCGACGACAUCAUACCGACCUCCGCCUACAACAUGGAGCACAUGAACAUGAGCUAUGAGGACAUGAACACGCUGCGCCGCGCCGCCUCGAUGACCUCGGAGCUGAGCGGCGGCGCCGGCCGCUAUAACUGCUACGCCAACGGUGCCGGCCUACAGGGCCUGCCCACCUACGGAGGGCCGUACGGACCGCUCGGGGGGCGGCCCGUGGGCGGCGCCGUGGUGGGGCACCAGCAACACAACAAUAACGCCGCCCAGGGAGGCCUCCUGGCCGCGCUCGGAGCAGGGGACUCGUGGGGACAGCUGUCCGGACUUACGGCGAGCAAGCCGGCUGGAGCGAACGACUCACACCAGAUGUGGGGCGACGACAACUGGUCCGGCUAGGUCGCCAGCUCCGGGGAGCAGGGCGGCGCGGCCGGCGGUCAGCCGCCGUCCCCGCCCGCCCCCACCCCCGCCCCCGACUCCGACCCGAUGUAUCAUGUCAAGCGGCUCUGGGAUCUCCCCGAGCCGCCCCAACAAGACAAGCUGCAGCUGCAGCAGCUGCAGCAGCUGUUCAACCAGCCCAGAGAAAUGUGGAACGAACCACGUGACUCGUUUGAUCGACUUUCCUUGAAGCAGCCGAACCCGCGCCAUGAUGCGCUGUAGUGACGUCUCCGCGCCUCCGCCGCAGUCUGGGCGGAGAGUUUUGAGCGACGGCAGCGACCUCUAUUCGGAGUCGCGACCGCCGCGCCCGCCACCUGGCGGCCGCCCAGUGAGGCGGGCCCGCUCGGGCGCAGUAUCUGUUUGGAUUGGGACCGGAUGGUUACUGUACUGAGUGGGAGCAUCGAUAUGUAUUGAAUAAAAUAUGCAUAACCAGG